Molecule: messenger RNA, 2978 nt
Organism: Neurospora crassa OR74A
Lineage: Eukaryota; Fungi; Ascomycota; Sordariomycetes; Sordariales; Sordariaceae
Gene: rgb-1
Product: protein phosphatase PP2A regulatory subunit B
Exons: 6
Coding region: 926-2371 (481 amino acids)
Biological process (GO): peptidyl-serine dephosphorylation
Cellular component (GO): protein phosphatase type 2A complex; cytosol
Molecular function (GO): protein phosphatase regulator activity; protein binding
Source: RefSeq, a predicted model, not a curated record
CUUGCUUGCUCCUUCCCACAUCUCGGCCCAUCUAUCUCCAUCUCCAUCCACCAUCCGUCUUUUGCUCAAUCUUGCAAAGGCAACAACCUAACCCUUCACCAACAACACUUUACGCCAUAUCCGCAUACAGCACUCGGCUUGACGUACCCCGCAUCUUCACUUGGCUUUGCGCACCUGCAGCACGAACAGGAAACCGGCCCACGUCCAGAGGUAGUCAGCUCCCAGGAAGCAACGACAGAUUAUCGCUCGGUCGGCACCCAUAGUCUUCAGUUGUCCAGGUCUCGCCGCUGCGGCAAAAAACACUCUCUCAGUUGGGUUCAGGUUCGCACCUCAAUCGCUUUAUCGCUGCACUACUAGGUACUUAGAGGUAGUUUUCCGUCUGGCCGUUGAGCCUCACACCCUCCAUCCCGGGCCCCAUCAGGUCCUCCUCCGCCCAGCUACCUAGGUACCUCGCUGCGCUACCGGCGUACCUCCGUCUGCUUCCCUUUCGUCGCCCUACGUACCUUACUACCACUCGGGUCGGGCUCUGCUUCCACCACACCCGACCGCCCACCAGCCAGGUACAUUACAUACCUUACCUCAACACCUACCAAGUUUGCUUAUUGCUUUCCUCCCGUCUUUCCCUACCCGACCGACCCUUACCUUCAUCCAUACAUAUGCUCCCUGCAACAACAUCCAUAGCGCACCCACGUGUUUUAACCCGGUCUCUGUUGGGCACCUCUCUCCAGAUCUCCAACUCCCGUCUCUCCGCCAUCCCUUGAUUUCGCGCCUCGAGCUCGUGAAAUCUCUUCUUGUCCAUCAUCGCCCUUGGGAACGUCGUCCCUUGCCGCCGUUGCCCGUCUGUCCCUCCGUCCGCUCGUCGUCCUUGUCCCAUAUCUGGUAGAGGUGGGGAUCUCAUCGCCCACGGCCCCGGGAAUCGUUGAAGAUGGUGGAAACAGAUACCAACUCUCCGACAUGGAAGUUUACCCAAUGCUUCGGCGACAAGGGAGAUGUUGAGGACAUCACCGAAGCCGAUAUCAUCUCCACGGUAGAAUUUGACCACACCGGAAACUACUUGGCGACUGGUGAUAAGGGUGGACGAGUCGUGCUAUUUGAACGGAACGAGACGAAAAAAACCUGCGAAUACAAGUUUCAUACCGAAUUUCAGUCCCACGAGCCCGAGUUCGACUACCUCAAGUCCCUUGAAAUUGAGGAAAAGAUCAAUAAAAUCAAGUGGUGCAGGAGACAAAAUGCCUCCCACUACCUCCUCUCGACAAACGAUAAGACGAUCAAGCUAUGGAAAGUGUUCGAGAAGUCGCUUAAGGUUGUCGCCGAGAACAACCUAUCCCAUGAUUUGACGCCUGCAAGCGUAGCCGGCGGUGGAGGCGCACCUCGUGCCUUACCUCAUACUCAGUUUCGCAGUCCCGCCGAUCUCAAGCUACCCAGGCUUACCCAUCACGACACAGUCGUUGCCGCCGUGCCUCGGAGAACAUAUGCCAAUGCUCAUGCGUACCACAUCAACAGCAUUUCCGUCAACAGCGAUGGCGAGACCUUCAUCAGCAGUGAUGAUUUGCGGAUCAACCUAUGGAAUCUGAAUAUCCAAGACCAGAGCUUCAACAUUGUGGACAUCAAGCCGGCGAACAUGGAGGAAUUGACAGAGGUCAUUACAGCCGCAGAGUUCCACCCUCUGAGCUGCAACUGGUUCAUGUAUGCCAGUUCUAAGGGCACAAUCAAGCUGGCAGAUAUGCGCGAAAGGGCGUUGUGCGACCAGCACGCAAAGAUGUUCGAACAAGAAGAAGACCCAUCGUCCCGAUCUUUCUUCUCUGAAAUCAUAUCUUCCAUCUCCGACGUUCGAUUCUCCCAUGACGGCCGGUAUAUCCUUUCUCGCGACUACUUGACGGUCAAGAUUUGGGAUGUCAACAUGGAGCGGCAGCCAGUCAAGACGAUUCCAAUUCAUGAACACCUCAGGCCGAGACUCUGCGACACAUACGAAAAUGACAGCAUUUUUGACAAAUUCGAGGUUGUAUUCUCUGGAGACGCCAAGAACGUAAUGACAGGAAGCUACAACAACAACUUCAUGAUCUACCCAUCGGAUCCCGACAAGGAGGUGGAGGUCGUCCUGCAAGCGGAUAAGUCGGCGUUCAAGGCCAAGAAAGUUGGGGUGCCGACACCCAUUAAUUCGUCGACAAGUCCCACAGCUAACGGUGGUAAGAAGGGAAAUUCACGGGCAGGAAGCCCGGCAGCGGCAGGCCAGGGCCAAAGGAUGCGUAAAGAGACAGACGCCGAUCAAAUCGACUUCAACAAGAAGAUUCUCCAUAUGAGCUGGCAUCCGUUCGAGGACAGCAUCGCCAUCGCAGCAACCAACAACCUAUUUGUCUUUUCCGCGUUGUAGGCAGAAUGAUGAAGGCGGGGGGAUGGAUGUGAUUGGGAUUCCCUUCACAUAACUGCUGAGGCUAUUAUGCCUCUCGUUCCACAGUCUGACUGGGAGCAUUCGCGGUUCUGGUUUGUUCGUGCUCGAUUUGUCGAGGCCUGGGGCAUGGUGGCGUCUUUAGCAAGAGCGAGACGGAUAGCCUGAUUGAAAGAUGAGGACACAUAUAGGUCAGGGAUGCAUUGAGAGGCAGGUUUGCGGGGAAAUUUCCAGUCAUGAAGUGCUACGCCCGGUUUGGCACAUCGACUUUUCAAGAUCCCAUGAACAAGGCAGGGCGGGCGUGAGGAACGAAGCGGAAGUGAAACAAAUGGCCCAGGGAGCCGCCAGCCUUGGACGAUAAGGGGAGAGUAACUCGUAUGUUAAAUAACCAUUAUGUCCUUUUCGUUCCGUCCGCAGGGCAGAGCGCCGAGUGUCAUGUCACGAUGGGAUGGAUGUAAGCGCUUGGUUCGGCAUGGAAUACCCACCAGUUCCCAGAUGUUCCGCGCAGAACGUAGAAAACAAAAGAUAUAAAUAUGAAAACAUGACUAAGCGUAGGUUUUGGCUCAAUACAAAAAAGAAGAAGAAAAAGAAG